Ylistrum balloti is the source of this 899-nucleotide messenger RNA. RefSeq names its product mediator of RNA polymerase II transcription subunit 7-like. The record is from RefSeq and is a predicted model, not a curated record. Gene Ontology annotation, molecular function: transcription coregulator activity. Gene Ontology annotation, biological process: regulation of transcription by RNA polymerase II. NCBI's taxonomy places the organism in Eukaryota, Metazoa, Mollusca, Bivalvia, Pectinida, Pectinidae. Bases 68 to 736 code for a protein of 222 amino acids. The transcript is spliced from 3 exons. Gene Ontology annotation, cellular component: mediator complex; core mediator complex.
UCCGGUGGGAAACAUUCAAGUUAAAGAAUGAUGCUUUGAAACAAAGCUAAACAGAAAAGAAGUUACCAUGGGGGAUACUGGUAACCAGGGUGUCAGUACUAGUGCCUUCCCAAAUCCUCCUAACUACUUUAAACAGUAUACUGAUGAGAAUGUACGACGAGGCCUGGCCCCACCCCCACCUCCACCUGUUCAGGAUUCCUACACCAUGUUUGGUGCCCAGUACACAGCAGAAGAUGCGAUUAUCCGACCACUUGAGUCUCUAGGAUUCCGAAGACUACAUCCACAAAACUACGACCAUAAACGAGAACUGAAAAAACUAAACCAUUCUAUUGUUGUGAACUUUCUGGAUCUCAUUGAUAUACUGAUUAAGGCUCCAAACUCUCCAAAAAGAACAGAAAAGUUAGAAGACUUAAAUCUUCUGUUCAUUCACAUGCAUCACCUCAUCAACGAGUAUCGUCCCCAUCAAGCUAGAGAGACUCUACGUGUCAUGAUGGAGCACCAAAAAAAUCAGCGCCAAGAAAUUGGAGAACGUUUUAAGAAGCAUUUAGACAAAGUGAAAGAGUUGAUUCAGACCAGCAUAGCUCACUUGUCAGAAGAUUACAGCUUUGAUUCCAAGUCUCUUGUGAAGACAGAGCUGCUCCAGGCUGGUCACUCCCUGGGCGAGUACAGUAUGGAGGUGGAGCCCUGUGACCAGCUUGACCGUAUGAUGUGUGACAUUGUAGACAGUAUGAACUGAUGUUUUAUGUAGUACUUUUUGCAACGCAGUAUACAUGAAUGCUGGAAUCCUUGAUAUUACUAGUUAAUACAGAUAUGUGUUUUUCUGAUGUUUGGUUUCAUAAAAUUACAUGGGUUUUUUUUUUUUUUGAAAAUAAAUUUGAAAUCUGAAUUGGUGAAACAUG